UUUCUUUCAGAUUUCUCAGUCUGCGCAUGUGUGAAAACAGACUGCGGUGCCGGAAAUAACGUUUACGUCAUGUCUUUUUCUAUUUCACAGGAACGUGAUAGCCACCCUGUUGCCAUGUCGACCUCAUCGCUAAGACGACAAGUGAAGAACAUUGUUCACAAUUACUCGGAGGCAGAGAUAAAGGUCAGGGAAGCAACCUCCAAUGACCCCUGGGGUCCCUCCAGUUCUCUGAUGUCAGAGAUUGCGGACCUGACGUAUAACGUAGUGGCCUUCUCAGAGAUCAUGAGCAUGGUGUGGAAAAGACUCAAUGACCAUGGCAAGAACUGGAGGCACGUGUAUAAGGCUAUGACUCUUAUGGAGUAUCUGAUCAAGACGGGUUCAGAAAGAGUGGCACAGCAGUGCAGGGAAAACAUCUAUGCUGUCCAGACACUCAAAGACUUCCAGUAUAUAGACAGAGAUGGCAAAGACCAGGGCGUGAAUGUACGAGAGAAAGCCAAGCAGCUGGUGACUCUUCUGAAAGACGAGGAGAGGCUACGAGAAGAGAGGAUCCACGCACUCAAGACCAAAGAGAAAAUGGCACAGACGUCCAGUGCGUCUUCGGCUCCCUCGGCUCCUGGUUUAGGAGGAAUCCACUCGGGCCCGGAGGCGGACCAGGCGUGGCCUCAGAGCUCCGGGGAGGAGGACCUGCAGCUGCAGCUGGCACUGGCCAUGAGCAAAGAGGAGGCGGAGCAGACUAGCGCUGACCCUCUGGAGGACGCUGAACUCCGCUACGCGCUCACAAUCAGCAAGGAGGCUCAUCAAGAGGAGGAGCGUCUGCGCAGGGGAGACGACCUGAGGCUGCAGAUGGCCAUCGAAGAGAGCAAGAGGGAGAAAACCAAGCCUGAAGAGUCCGCUUUAAUGGAGUUGAGUGCAGCCGACCCUUGGGGAGCUCCAGCGGCCCCCAGCUCCACAGGCCCCUCUCCACCUCCCUCCGUCACUCCUGCUCCAGCCGCCGGGCCCUGGGGCCCCACUGACCCCUGGGGGGCUGCUUCCCCUGCCUCUCCCCCGAGUGCUGACCCAUGGGGUGGGGGGCCACCCACGAUAGCGCCGCCUCCAGACCCAUGGGGUGAAUCCGCCUCCUCCAGAGUAAACUCAGACCCCUGGGCCUCCACAGCUGUGACCCCCCCCAGUGCGGACCCCUGGGCCCCCUCAGUGGCUGCAGCCCCCACCUCACUCUCAGGGUCGUCUGACCCCUGGGCUGGAGAUGGGGUGGCCCCUGCCACUGACGCCCUGACCUCUGACCCCUGGAGUGGCCCCCCUAAACACACUAACGGCACAGGAGAUCCAGAGAGGAGAGGCUCCGCGGCAGCGGGCGGCGACACAAGUGGAGGAGGCAGUACGGGCUCUCCGGUACCGUUUGACCUCUCGUCACUCGGCACGUCCCUGCCCAUUCGGAAAACGCCGGAGUCGUUCCUGGGGCCCAACGCAGCGCUGGUGGAUCUAGACUCACUAGUAUCAUCAAAACCUAAACCCAAACAGACCCCACCCACCAUGGCCUCUUCUCACAACCCUUUUCUACAGACGCAGGGCUCCUCCCCUGCACCAGGUAUGGCAGUUACUCCGGGCAGCACCAUUUCCAGCAGAGGGGUCUCCCCAACGCCACCUCCAACUUCUAACCCCUUCGGCGUCACCCCGAUGGCCUCCAUCUCUCCUCAGCCCUCCUCGCUCGGCCUGAGCCAGCUACGCACUAGCCCUGUCCCUCCGAACCCAAUGCUCGGCCACAUGCCUCCACCAACGCUGGGAAUGGUUCAGCCGGGGAUGGCCAUGCCAGCGAUGGGAGUGCCUAUGGCGGCCCCCAGCAUGGGCAUGGGAAUGGUACAGUCCAGCCCAAUGGGAAUGCCUUUCAGUGGGAUUUCUCCCAUGGUCCCAGCCGGGAACUCCCUAAUGAUGGGCUCGGCGGGCGCCCCCCAGCCCGCGCUGGUUUUGGGCGGCCCGUCAGGAGUAGGCGGAGUGAUGGGUACCGGUGGAUCUGUGGGAGGGGGCGGAGCUACAGGCGCAAGCACCAAUCCUUUUCUUCUUUGAGAGAUUUCACCACUCCCACACAAACCCCUCCCACGCCCCCCCACCACACACACUUUUGACCUUUUUACCACUUUGACCUGCCCCAGAACACAGUUUGUGUUGAAAAGAAAAUGUGUGUACGUCACUCUAUUUAAAAGAAAGAAAAAUGUUUUCGUUCACGACAAAGCAUUUCACAUCUCUCUCUCUCUCUUUUUUUCUUUUUUUAUUUCGUUUUGCUUUACAGAGAAGAUGAGUAUUAGUGAAAGAAGCAGAGGUCUAUUUAUUUCACUUUCGUUUUUUGGGUGGGGGGAGGCGACUGUCGGAUGAAUGAGGAGGGUCAUUCAGUGAAUGCAGUCAGAAUUACUAUUAUUAUUAUUAUUAUUAUUGCACCGAAAUCGAAGGAUAGGCAAAGUGAGAAUGACGAGAAGGUGGGGGAGGGAAAUUAGCCACUAAUGAUGAACUGAUAUAAUCGAAUCACCUCCCUUCCUCGAGUGGAGAGGAAGAAAAAGCGUCCCCUUUUUCGAAGGAGCGGUGUGCAUGAAGGAGCGCUUCAAACUCCCACUGACCAGACAGAAACAGCUCCCUUUGCAUUUCAGCCACUUCCAACCGCUGUAUUACUUUUAAUUUAAUUCAAUGUGUAAUUUUCUUUUGUAAUUUAUUGUUAUAGUUUUCUUUUCUGACUCCUGGGAACAAAAUAAACCGAGGAAAAUCACACUGAGAUACAGCCAUCGAACGAGACGCCUGCUUUAGUGAACGUUACGCUGCAACGUUUCGGCGCAGAUUUCCACAAAACGCACUUUUGAGUUGCUACAGAAAGAUGGGAGGUGCUCAGUCUUUCCGUGUCCCACCGCUGUGCUUAACACACACGACCUCAUCUGUUGGGGGGGGGGUUUGUAUCUGCAUUACAGUGACACUUUCUCAGUGCUUGUUAACGAUGGGAACUGCACUUAGUGUUGUACCUUUUCUUUUUUCCCAUUUUCUUUUACAGUUUUUAUUGUGUGACUUGAAGCAUUAGUUUGUCACAUGGGACACAAGAUUUCGUCCUCACGUUUCACUACCCGCCACUUCUUUCUCCCCUUCUAACAUUUCAGAAAAAUGGGCGGUUGAACUUCAAAUGCUUCUAAAAAAACCAUGAGACCUGAACGAAUAUUUAAAAUCCAGUGAUGAAAUAAUUGGGGACUGAAUAACAUAAUUCACGCUGUUAUUCUUAAUUUAGUUUUGAUGAAUUAUUUUAUAUAUGAAGAUAUUUCUCUUAUAUAUCGGGUGAGCUCAAAAAAAAAUUGGUGUUGACUGUGAACGUUCGCAUUUGGAAAAAAAAUGGAGGAAAAAAUCAAAAGAGAUUUAUGAAAUAAACGAUAAAAAUCACAAAA
This is a messenger RNA of Colossoma macropomum (tambaqui), 3410 nucleotides long. RefSeq names its product epsin 1 (gene epn1). Gene Ontology annotation, cellular component: endosome; clathrin vesicle coat; plasma membrane. Gene Ontology annotation, molecular function: clathrin binding; phospholipid binding. The record is from RefSeq and is a predicted model, not a curated record. Gene Ontology annotation, biological process: endocytosis. Lineage: Eukaryota; Metazoa; Chordata; Actinopteri; Characiformes; Serrasalmidae. The coding region runs from base 70 to 2061 and encodes 663 amino acids. The transcript is spliced from 12 exons.